AUGUAUUACCACUAGCACGCUCAGCUUUAAAAAAAAAAACACUUGCUUUGAUCUGCAUACCCCACACAACAUGAAAAUCUAUGUUUUGCUCGCCUUGUGUGUAUUCUGCCUUUGCGGUGUGUCUGGCGUAUCGGUGUUAGCGCGGGAGGGAGAGUCUGUCACUUUACCUGUAGAGCAUACAAAAUCCCAAGAUGACAGAAUAAAGUGGUAUUUUAAUGACGAGCGCAUCGCUGAAAUCUUCGGAAACCAGAGUAAGAUCUGUGCAGAUGUUAAGUGUAAAGAGACAUUCACGGACAGGCUGAAGCUGGACAAUGAAACUGGAUUUUUAACAAUCACGAACUCCAGAACCACAGACUCUGGAGUUUAUAAACUACUGAUCAUGAUCCAGAACACUGAAGAAACCUUCAACGUUACGAUUUGUGCUGAAAUUGAUCGAAUUGAGGAAAAGGAGUCAGUGCCUGUCAAAAAUGAGAAAUGUGAAUUUGAACCCGAUGAAAACAAAGUGUUCGGGAUGGAGGGAGAUUUGGUCAUUCUACACAACAACGGUGGAAUAAACCAGCAAGACCGAAUUAAAUGGUAUUUUGAUGGCGUCUGCAUAGCUGAAUUCUUUAAUGAUCAACAUAAAAACUGUACAGAUGAAGGGAAUCCUGAGAGAUUCGGAAACAGAUUGAACGUGAACAGACGCACUGGUGAUCUCAGCAUCACAAACACCAGACCUACAGACACUGGAGUUUAUAAGAUGAUCAGCCGUAAUUGUUUCAAGACCUUCCAUGUUACUGUCAGUGAAGAUUUUUCAACUGCUGUAAUAAAAAAAGCUGCUAUGAUUGGUGGUGCUGUUUCUGCUGCUGUUGUACUGGUAGUAGUAAUCAAAGUGCUGAUUUUCUCCUGUAAGAAAAGGAAAGCGAAAGCAGGACACAAUGGAAACGGGACACCAGACAGAGAUAAUCAGAAUUCAGAAUUAAAGCCGCUAAAGCCUCAAAGAAGAAUGCUAAUAAUUUAA
Danio aesculapii is the source of this 1000-nucleotide messenger RNA. RefSeq lists its product as uncharacterized. The record is from RefSeq and is a predicted model, not a curated record. NCBI's taxonomy places the organism in Eukaryota, Metazoa, Chordata, Actinopteri, Cypriniformes, Danionidae. The transcript is spliced from 7 exons. Bases 71 to 1000 code for a protein of 309 amino acids.